AUUGACAAACCGAGCUCAACACUUUAGACAACCUCAGGUGUUUCAUACAUGGAGGCAAGACAGAAAGAGUAGCACACAGUGGAACACAUAAGCUUGAAACAGGUAGAAGAACAGUUGAAGAUGGAAGCAGUGCGGAGGUGGAGAUCAGAUUGGAGGUAUCCCACUACCCUGUUGUGCGUGUACGGAUUCUUCAGCACAGUUAAACCCCUGGAGCCCUUCCUCAUACCAUUCUUGACAGGACCAGACAAGAAUUUGACAACAGAACAGGUUAACAAUCAAAUUUUCCCAGUGUGGACGUAUUCCUACCUAUGUGUGCUGGUGCCAGUAUUCCUGCUGACCGACUGGCUGCGAUACAAGCCUGUGGUGGUGUUCCAGUGUGUCACACUCUUCAUCACCACAGCAAUGCUGCUCUGGACAGAUAGUGUACCCGCCAUGCAGGCCAUGCAGUGCUUCUACGGGAUGGUGACAGCCAGCGAGGUGGCCUAUUUCUCCUACAUCUACAGUGUGAUAGAUCUGAAGAGGUACCGGAAGGCCACUUCUUACAGCCGCAGUGUGCAGCUCCUGGGGUACACAGUGGGCUCUGUGCUGGGCCAGCUGCUCAUCAGCUUCAACCUCAUGUCCUACAACAACAUCCUGGUGUUUACUAUGGUUCUCACUGCCAUCGCUCUCCUCGCUUCCUGCCUCCUACCAAUGCCACAGCAGAGUAUGUUCUUUCACCGCAUUCAUACUAGACAGAAAACAGUAACAGAGGGAACAAAGAGGCAUGCAAAUGAGACUGUGGGAAGAGGAGACGAAAAGGGAGAGAAAGGAGGAGAAACACAGGAUGAUACAGGAAACGGACAGGAAGAAAAAGGGCCAAAGGCGGAGGACAUUGAGGAGGCUGUUGGUGCAGAGAGCUGCUGCGGAGUUCUCCUCCGGCUGUGGAAGGACUUUCUUCAGUGCUACUCCUCCAGAAAGCUGCUGUACUGGUCGGUGUGGUGGGCAAUGGCCACCUGUGGCUAUAACCAGACUGUCAACUACGUGCAGGUGCUGUGGGAGCAUGUGCAGCCUUCUCAGAACUUCAGCAUUUACAAUGGCGGGGUGGAGGCAGUGUCCAACCUGUUGAGUGCAGCAACAGCCUAUGGUAUAGGCUUCACUGAGGUGAAAUGGGAACUGUGGGGAGAGCUGGCCCUGGGUGGUUUCUCUGGACUCGGAGCAGCAGCACUCUUCCUCAUGACCUUUAUUGGAAACAUCUGGGUCUGCUAUACUGGUUACAUCCUUUUCAAGUGCCUGUACAUGCUGCUGAUAACAAUAGCCAUGUACCAAAUUGCAGCUGACCUGUCAAUGGAAAGAUAUGCACUGGUGUUUGGCGCAAACAACUUUGGAGCACUGACCCUACAGACGAUCAUCACCUCUGUUGUGGUGGACAGUGGAGGACUGGGUCUGGCCAUCAUUCCUCAGUUCACCAUAUACGCCAGCUACUUCUCAGUCAUUGCUGUUCUUUUUUCACUGCGGGGACUGUUUACCAUUUGGAGAGCACGAAGAAGCAACGAAGAGUCACCCCCUCCAGAGAAUGAUGAAUCAGGUUCUGACGGACACAGAUUCUGAAUACAAGGAAUUGAGCAUUACCAACUGAGACAAUUACUUGUGCUUUAGGUUCCUGCUGUGUCCAAGUGGCCAAAUGCCAGUUAAAAAGCAGAAGAGCUUCAAAUUACUGAAUGCAACACCAUGAAUAUGAAUCCUUUCUUUUUUUUUUAUACAAAACAAAUGUACAAGUUUUUCAUACAUCAAUAUAAAUGAAUGGUUUGGUCAUUUCUUCUUACUUAAAAUUCAUUUUAAUAUAUAUACUGUAUAUAUUUACACAUUAAAUUAAAAUUCUCUUAAUACCCAAUGUAAGUGGUUUUCAGUUCACCAGUCAUUCCUGUUACCCACAUGGAUGUGGAUGACUGAAGUUCAAAAGCGUUGCGACCCAGGCCCCUGUCAGAAGGGCGAAGGAUGACAGAGAAAUUAGUCUCCUGCCCGUCCCCGAUGCAGCAUUCACGCCUUCUUUCAUCUCUUGCCGACAAAGCAUGCAUUCUUGUCUUUAGUGAGAACAGUUUACCUAAAAGUAUCCUGCACAAAUAAACAGUUUGGUUCUUUACACAUACAGUAACUGGCAGUACCCAUUAGCUUUUCAAAGCAAUAGUUCUGUCUUAACAAAUCGUGUGUGUUAGAUACAAAUACUGAUAUGCAACAAAGAGCUAAUUUCCUAGAA
Messenger RNA from Thunnus maccoyii (southern bluefin tuna), 2233 nucleotides. RefSeq names its product solute carrier family 19 member 3a (gene slc19a3a). Gene Ontology annotation, biological process: vitamin transport; transmembrane transport. The transcript is spliced from 7 exons. Gene Ontology annotation, cellular component: plasma membrane. NCBI's taxonomy places the organism in Eukaryota, Metazoa, Chordata, Actinopteri, Scombriformes, Scombridae. The record is from RefSeq and is a predicted model, not a curated record. Gene Ontology annotation, molecular function: vitamin transmembrane transporter activity. Bases 121 to 1587 code for a protein of 488 amino acids.